Ochotona curzoniae (black-lipped pika) is the source of this 522-nucleotide messenger RNA. RefSeq names its product ureidoimidazoline (2-oxo-4-hydroxy-4-carboxy-5-) decarboxylase (gene URAD). The coding region runs from base 1 to 522 and encodes 173 amino acids. Lineage: Eukaryota; Metazoa; Chordata; Mammalia; Lagomorpha; Ochotonidae. The transcript is spliced from 2 exons. The record is from RefSeq and is a predicted model, not a curated record. Gene Ontology annotation, molecular function: carboxy-lyase activity. Gene Ontology annotation, biological process: allantoin metabolic process.
AUGGACAUGGAGACGGUCAACUCCAUGGAUUUUGGAGAAUUCGUGGAGGUGUUUGGCAAUGUCGUUGAGCGAUGCCCUCUGGUGGCCGCCGCCGUCUGGUCCCAGCGCCCGUUCUCUGACCCAGCAGAUCUAGAGCGGCAGUUUUUCGCCUUCAUCGAUGCCCUGCCACAGUCAGGCAAGGAGGGUGUCCUCCGUUGCCACCCGGAUCUGGCGGGCCGCGAGCUGCAACGGGGGACGCUCACGGCUGAGUCGCAGCGGGAGCAGAGCGGAGCGGGGCUGACGAGCCUGGGCGCGGCCGAGCGGCUCCGGCUGACCGAGCUCAACGCACAGUACCGGGCGCGCUUCGGUUUCCCCUUCGUGCUCGCCGCGCGCCUGAGCGACCGGGCGGCCGUGCCACGCGAGCUGGCGCGUCGCCUGCUGUGCCCGCCCGAGCUGGAACUGCGCACAGCCCUGGAGGAGGUGAAGAAGAUCGGCCACCUGCGCCUCGCCGACCUCCUGGGUGCCGACCCUGCCAAGCUGUAG